CGACCAACAAGUGCGCGCGCAUGGAAAACUUGAAACCCAACGCAUUUGUCGAGGCCCUCAAAGUCGUCGGCAAGGCGUUCGUCGUCUGGAGCAGUAACUGGAGACGCCUGCUCCCCGUCAUCGUCGGGGUGUUUCUGCUCGACCUGGCUCUGACGGUCGUGUGGGUGAAUCUAGCAAGCCUGCACCUCAAUCUUGAUUCCAUGGGGCUCUUCUUCGAAAUGGCCGACAACUCGACCACCAUGGCCGCGGGAGCCGUGGUUGUGACUCAUGUGGACGAGGGGACGGAGGUCUCGUCCUCGCGCCAACUCAUCGAAAUCGUAGGGGAAAUCUUCUUCGGGUUAUCAACAACCGUGGCCCUCCUUUCCUUCUCAUGUACAUGUAACUGCGAUCUUUCAGAUAAUAGGACUACUACUUCAGAAGGACAACACCCUUCUUUAUCGUCAUGGAGGGAAUGGAAGAGUUUGGGCAUUCAGUUGUUCACGGGGCUGGGCAUGACCAUCUUCAUAUCGGUACUUUUGGAAGUUCUUGAGCUGGACGACGACCUGUCCCACUAUCUCACCAAUUUCUUCGAUUUCGUAUACAUGCUUGCCGCUGUUGUUGCUUCAAAAGAGGGCCUCUACGGGUUCUCUGCAGCCGAGAAGGCAUGGUUAAUCAUUAGCGAAAAGUUCUAUGAGAUAACUGUGGCGGGCGCGAUGAUUUUUGUCGUCCAGGGAUGUCUAGAAAAGGUCUACACGAGUGCAAGAUUUUUACCUCGAAAGAAGGAAGUGGUGUUGGCGCUCGUGAUAAGGGAGGACACGGCGGCUGACAUCUUCCGGUACUCCGUCGCCGCAGCCUUUCUCACCGUCAUUCUGCAGGUAUUUCUGUGUUUGGUGAUUUUGGCGUUUUACGGUGGCGGCGGACGCCCAAUGGAUCGGCGACCCCUCGGCAACGAUGUCAGGGGCGUGCCUGCGGCGACGCACACGCAGCCGCUCCUUGAAGCAGAGGCAGCAAGGGCGGGCUCUGCUUCUGGCGGGAGUGACGCCAGCUCGAUUUCACUUGAUGAUCGUUUUAGACGAUUUAAACAUAAAACUGACAAAACUGGCCCACCCGUCAGGGCUAAUGUGGCUGAAAAGUCAAUGCCAGGGAAGACUGGCCCACCCGCAGCCGUCGCCUCCCACCUCCCACCCCCACCCGCGCUGCAGAUCGACGCCGCCGGACCUGUCCCCCGUCUCGCCGCCGGACCCGUCCCCCCGUCUCGCCGCUGGCGGACUCCCGGGGUCCGACGCCUGCUCCCGCCUCUGUCACGGACAUGCCCAAGGCCCCCAAGAAGCAGGCGCGCCACCGGCCUGUAG
Molecule: messenger RNA, 1331 nt
Organism: Triticum aestivum (bread wheat)
Lineage: Eukaryota; Viridiplantae; Streptophyta; Magnoliopsida; Poales; Poaceae
Exons: 4
Coding region: 21-1331 (436 amino acids)
Source: RefSeq, a predicted model, not a curated record